AUGAGUCACCAGAAACUGCAAGUCCAUUUAAACCUCCCCACAGCAAACAUUACGUUUACAAGUGGACUUACAAUGAGAUCACAAAAGUCCAUUAAUAUUCAACCUACAAGCAAACGGAUCCCAAGUCAAGAAGUUAAAACAAAGACGGACAAAAUCAUCAACCGAAUCAGUGACACAAACUCUGACCCGUUGAAAUAUUUGAAAACUCUCAAUUUGCAACAUUAUCAAGACCUUGGAUGGGAAGAAGACAAUUCUGAAUUAGUGUUUCCCAAAAUUGAAGAAAUGGUUAUCACACACAACUCUCAAGAAAUACAAUGCUCUCAACCAAAAUCUGACAAUGCGCAUCUCAAUUUUUACGUGAUCCGAUUGGAAAUGGACGUCUCUUCUGUUGAGAAAGUUGUUUGUCUGUUCACUUGUCGUUACAACAUUGUCUCUGCAAGGGAUUUGAACGAGUCAAACUUGGGAAUCAUCGUGUUCAAAUUAAGAGAAACAAGAAUUGGCAUGAGAAGAAACCCUCAGAAUAACAUGACUCUAUACGAAAAAGUAUUGUCCAAUCCAUUCCAACGAGUUGUACUUGGUCUUGUUAACAUUUGGAGAAGUUCGACAGAUGAAGGACAUCUCUUUUGGCUACCAUCACCUCCUGCAAGCGGAAUCUACAUCACUGAAGGAGAUAUUUUGAUCUUUAGAAAUAAUUCAGGAGUUUUAUUUGACAAAGCAGAGUUUGUUACUGGCAUCAAUAUUAAGAAGGAGUCAGUGCAUAGCCAAGGUGAUUACGUAUACCUGCAAAUACCAAACAUCGAACCAGGGGCAUGCUCACUCAUCUUGAGUAACGGGUGUGAAUCGACUGUGGCAGAACCAAUUGCGUUGUACAAAUUAAAGAGUUGUGACACUGUAUUAACACCAGGAUCAAGCAACUUUGAACAGUGUUUUUCGGAAGUUCUUUACUCGGGUCAAUAA
Molecule: messenger RNA, 957 nt
Organism: Naegleria lovaniensis
Lineage: Eukaryota; Heterolobosea; Eutetramitea; Acrasida; Naegleriidae
Exons: 2
Coding region: 1-957 (318 amino acids)
Source: RefSeq, a predicted model, not a curated record